ACAUCAUUCAGCUCAGCUGCGAUAACCACAAGUCGCCAGUCGAUGACGUCAGUGCACCAACUUUCCGAAGAAAGCUGAAUAGAUGCUUUACAUGAGAACAGAAGUUAGUGAAAAUACGUUUAAUGUUUCCAAAUGCGAUUUCCGGACCUCGAAAGCCUUAUUAUUUUAUCUGUAAGACAUGUAUAUUGAUUGUUUAUAAGUGACGUCGGCAGCAUGUGCAAAUGUAAACUCCGUUCAUUGACAUGGACCGUAUUUAUGACAGUCCUGAUGAUAAAACAGCAGCAGUCUGUAAUUUCUUCAUCUGUGGAGGUUCGAGUGAAUGUUGACAAACCACUACGAAAAUUGGAGCACUUUUGGAGAAGCACUGGAUUCUGUCCUCCGCAGCCGCACACGGAUGCACACCUGUAUGAUCUCAGUCCAGACCAGCAGAUGAAUCUGGCCUUGAUCGGCUCAGUGCCACACAGAGGAAUCCAGCAGGUGCGAAUACACUGGAUGCUGGAGCUGGUGUCUGCACGGGUUUAUGGCGGAGAAUAUCACUACAACUUCACUCACCUAGACCAGCUGAUUGACCUUCUGUGGCAGAAUGGACUGCAGCCAGGCUUUGAACUGAUGGGCAGCGUCUCCAACACCUUCAGCAACUUUGAAGAUAAGCAACAAGUUGCUGAAUGGAGAAAUUUGGUCUAUCUGAUCGCCAAACGAUACAUCUGGAAAUACGGCCUGGGCUUUGUUUCUCAGUGGAACUUUGAGACUUGGAAUGAACCGAACAAUCAUGAUUUUGACAACAUCACUGUGUCAAUUCAAGGGUUUCUGAACUAUUAUGAUGCCUGUUCUGAGGGCCUUCGUGCAGCGAGUCCUCUGUUGAAAUUUGGGGGUCCGGGAGACUCCUGUCACUCACAGCCACGCUCCCCGUACUGCUGGGAGAUGCUGAAACACUGUUACAAUGGCACAAACUACUUCACAGGAGAGAGCGGCGUACGGCUCGACUACAUUGCACUACACAAGAAGGGCGGGGGAGGCUCAUUACCCAUCCUGCAGCAGGAGGUGUCCACUGUGCAGGAGAUCCAGCAGCUUUUUCCAGACUUUCGCUCGCUGCCGAUAUACAAUGACGAGGCGGAUCCACUGGUGGGCUGGAACAAACCGCUCACCUGGAGAGCAGACGUCACCUAUGCAGCCAUGGUGCUUAAAGUGAUCUCACAGCAUCAGGACCUGCUUAUCGCCGAUCGGAACAGUACUGUUAACUACACUCUGCUGAGCAAUGAUAACGCUUUCCUGAGUUACCAUCCGCACCCGUUCAGCCAGCGCACCCUCACCGCACGCUUUCAGAUCAACAGCACAAACCCUCCACACGUGCAGAUACUGAGAAAACCAGUCCUCACUGUCAUGGGCCUGCUGGCACUGUUAGGCGAGACUCAGGUGCAGGCCGAGGUGUCUGAUGUGAAUGCGUCGGUGGGUUUGUUGGCCAGCGUUCACGUUCCUCAGGUGCCGUUCAGCGCAGACAGCUGGCAGAGCAGUGUCCUGAUCUAUAACAGUAGAGACAACCAGACCUCCACCUCCGAUGAUGUCAUCAGUCUGCGCAUCACUGGAUUACCUCAGCGCCAGGGUCUGAUGUAUGUGACGCACUACAUGGACAAUAAUGUGACAAACCCAUUCAAACUGUGGGAGAGCAUGAGCAGACCGGACUAUCCCACUGCACAACAGUUCACGCAGAUGCGGAAUCAGGAGGACCCGCAGACUGAUGGGCCUCUGCCAGUCCCAUCUGAUGGCUCUCUGAUGCUGAAGAAAAGCCUUCCCAUCCCUUCAGUGCUGCUCGUACACAUAUGUGCUCAGUCUGAAGAAAUGCCCAACCAGGUAAACGGGCUGCGUUUCAUCAGCAUCACCAAAGGACAAGUUCUGAUCAUCUGGAAGGAUCACUGCGUCGGCACCAAGUGUAUAAAAACAUAUGAAGUGGAAUUCUCCAGAGAUGAGUCCACAUUCCUGAGGAUUAAUCACAGAGACACUAUUUUCACAUACUUCACUUACUCUCCAGAGAGUCUGGAGGUGAGCGGUUUUUACAGAGCGAGAGCUGUGGAUUACUGGGGACGAAAUGGAGAAUAUUCUGUCACAGAGGAAUAUUCAGAGAACCGGUAGUCACAGUUAGGUGUUUGACUUUCCACACACACUAUAGUUAGUUAACUAGGUAUCUUAUUUUACUUAAAUCGCACUAGUUAGUACAUAAUGGCUUGAAUAACAAGGAACAGUGCUCAGCAUAAUAGAGUACACCCCAUUUUGAAAAUGAAUCUUUUAUCCAUUUCCCAGUGAAUAAGGUAAUAUAUUUUGGUGCAUUUAAACAAAACAGAUAUAUUUAUUAAAAUAAUAUUUUAGUCACCAAACAUCUUUAUAGAUGGAAAUAGAAAGAUAAUACAUUUAAAUGUCAAGCAAAAUGUUGCAACAAUUUUUUUUACAAACUACAAAAUUUUAUAUAUUUUUAGCUACAAUUGAUUUUUUUUUCCUCUUGUUUUAAAUUUUAAUUAAAAAAUUGUCCCCAACAAAUUUGGAAUACUAAUUUUUGAUCUGUGUUAAUGUUUUUUUUUUUUUAAUGUCAUGUCAGAUUAGCUCCAGAUUUGGCAUCAGUACUGUUGUAGUUUCCGGCUGUUCCAUUAAUAGAUUAGCUCCAGAUUUGGCUUCAGUAGUGUCAUAGUUUCCAGCCGUUCGAUUAGUCAAUCAAACUCCUCCUGGAGGUUAUAUAAUAUUGGAACGCAUCCUAUAGUACAAUAUGAAAUUAAGGAUUUAAGUUUGUACUCCUAUAUGCUGAGCACUGUAACAUUUCCAUCUUGUACUUUUGGAUUUACGUCGAAUGCAUCAGUUUUAUUCUGAUUCAGGAAUUAUGGACUGUGGGAAAUGACAUUUAUAAGUUGUAUUAGACAAAA
Molecule: messenger RNA, 2906 nt
Organism: Danio rerio (zebrafish)
Lineage: Eukaryota; Metazoa; Chordata; Actinopteri; Cypriniformes; Danionidae
Source: RefSeq, a predicted model, not a curated record